Messenger RNA from Heterotrigona itama, 1240 nucleotides. The record is from the annotation of a GenBank genome assembly. Lineage: Eukaryota; Metazoa; Arthropoda; Insecta; Hymenoptera; Apidae.
AUGGCGGAACGGAGCCAGCGAGACUUUAACAGGAGUGCAUUGACAGUACGAGGUCGACGGGUAAAUAACGUAUAUUAUUAUCAACACACAAUUUUAAUGGACUUUAAAUUGUUCUGUACGCAAACUGUUGCACGUGGUUUUAAUAAUUUAGGCUUGGUAUACGGGACAACGAGCAGAAAAGAUACCCGAGGGGUUAGUGGGUGUCGUUGGUAAUGAUUGCAUGGGUUUAGAUCUGUCUUAUAAUGAACUAACCUCUAUCAGCGUUGUUAAACACUUCCGAAGUCUCCAGGAAUUGAUACUCGACAACAAUAAACUGCGGGACCUCAAAACGUUACCUUGUAUACCGACUUUGACUACACUCAGUUUGAACAAUAACAAGGUUUGUUUUUUUGCUGUUCCACUAUUUCAAUGUAUUAAACUUCUGUCACUGCAUUGGGUGAUCAUGAAUUAUUUGACGUUAUUUGAUCAUUAUGAAGAUCUACAGAUAUAGAUAUACCGAAUAGUAACAUUAUUAAUUAAUCCAACAUUAAUCUUUUCUAAUCUUCUGCGAUAUCGUAUUACUCGCGGAUGAUUUUUAAUUAACGAACAGUUCAAAAACAUACACGAUAUAACGCUGAAAUUAUUGCAAAGAAAUAACGAAGAUUAAAAAUGAACUAAUGUUGCGUAUAUUGCUCGAUUUUCGCACAAGUAUUACAAUUACUCGAAAGAGAUGAAAUAAAAUGUUUGCCUUCGUCGUUGAGUUAACUGUACUCGCCGCGAUUGGGAAACUUUUCAAGGAACAGCUUAUGAGUUAUUCAUCUCGAUUAAAAUUCCAAACGUGCAUCGAUGAUACACUUUUCGUGUCUUAUAUCAUCGAGAAUGUGAAUCGGUUCGACGACAUUUAUAUCGUUCACCUUUCAUUUAUCGUCGAUAAAUAAAACGACGGUGAUGUAAUCAGGGCGCAAAUUUGCAUAUUUUCAUCAGUAACGGUAUUAUUUAGUUAUAGUAUUAAAUUUUUUGUUUAUUUAAACAAAUAUAAUUAUAAGUAAUAAUUCAAUCGAUUAAUUGAAAAAUUUUACUAUGUAUUUCAUAUUAUACGAUUGUUUAUUAUUUUAAAUAAUAGAUACUUCGUGAAAUAUAUAAUUAUAAUUCACAAGAAGUCUGAAUAUGAAACACGAUGUACUCUGAAUUAUGAAAUGUACUGACGAAGUUUAUAAUGAGAAACAAAAAAUUGUUUAGAUAACAGAUGUAGAUAACGCGU